AUUGACCAGUUUUGUUUUGACCAAUCGAAUGCCUCCACCACAUUCACAGCAUCGCUGCUUUAUCAAGCACUCGACUUGCCAUGUCGUGCUCGGCGCUGUAUCCGCAGGCUAGGAAGCUCGUGUUUGAGCUGAAAACGCAACUGAACUACUUGGAGUCGUCGCCGUCCAAUUCGGAUGGAACCGGCGGCAGUACGGAGAGCCAGGCGCGAGAGAAUGCAGCGGGCCUCAAAUCUCUGGUGGACCAGUUGGAUUCCCUCGUGUACAACGAAAACCCGAGCAAUCGCGAAAUCUGGGCCAAGAAGGUGCACCAGAUCCGCGAAGAAUACAUGCUGCUCAACACGACGCUUGAGCAGCGCUGCAUCCAGUUUAGCCGAUCGCAGAUCGAGUUCCAAGAGCGGGACAAGCUCAUGUCGCGGCAGCGGCACCAGAACGGCAACGACAUCCACUACCUCUCUCAAGAGCACGACUCCCUCCAUCGCUCGUCGCGAAUGAUUAACGAACUCAACGAUCUCGGCGCCGCCACCAUGUCCAAUCUCAACGACCAGCGAAGUCGACUCAAGGGGGUGCAUCGCAAGGUGUUGGACGUCGCGAGCCACCUCGGAUUGUCUGGCUCGUUGCUGCGCGUAAUCGAGCGGCGGGAAACUGCCGACAAGUGGAUCGUGUAUGGUGGCAUCUUCGUCGUCCUCGGAUUCAUGUACAUUUGCGUGGCAUAUUUGCGAGGUUAAAGUAUGUUCAGAAUAUACUUUCGCCCCAUCCACCUAAGGUGUGUGGACCACUUGAAUGUACCGCCGCAAACACUACACUUUGUAGACCUGGAACCCCUUCAAAGGAAA
Molecule: messenger RNA, 833 nt
Organism: Aphanomyces astaci
Lineage: Eukaryota; Oomycota; Saprolegniomycetes; Saprolegniales; Verrucalvaceae
Exons: 2
Coding region: 81-725 (214 amino acids)
Biological process (GO): vesicle-mediated transport; vesicle fusion
Cellular component (GO): ER to Golgi transport vesicle membrane; Golgi apparatus; late endosome membrane
Molecular function (GO): SNAP receptor activity; SNARE binding
Source: RefSeq, a predicted model, not a curated record